AACAUAAUGUGAUGUGUAAGGAUUGCAUCUUCUAUUUCAUCAGUGACGAUGCAUUAAUAGCAAAAUUGUAAUGGAAAAAAAGUAUAAUUUCAAAACAAAAAGAUUAAUUGGAUUUAUCCUAUUUCAACCUUUUUUCAUUGUCUGAAAAUUACUUAUUAAUUAUGAGGGAUAAAUAGUAUUUGUUAAUAACAAAUCGCUAUUGUUAAAACAAAUCUAUUAUAAUUUUCAUGAUACUUGAUUUCUUGAUUGACAACAUCUUUGUAAGGUUUGGAGGAUGUGUUUUUCAACAGACAAUCGUCGUUUUGGGAACUUUAAUAGUGUACUUCUAUUCUAUAUGAGGCAGUCUUUAUGUAAUAUCUUUUAAUGGAGAAUAUAAAGAAGCUAGCAUGAUCCUUUACGUUACGAUUCGCUAUAUAUAUAUGAUGUCCUUCCACUAAAUAAUCCUCAGUUUCGUGAUUAUAUAAACGCAUCUAUCCCAUCGAACCUAUAUAUGUUAAAACAAAGAAUACAACCGAUACAGUUAAUUCUGCUUCACAUCUUGACUUACAUCUAGAAAUUGACAAUUAGGGUCGGUUGAAAACAUAACAUUACGACAAAAGAGAUGAGUUUAGCUUCCCAGAUGAGAACAUUUCUAUAUAGCAAACGUCUAUAUGCAUAGUGCAUGCAUAUGCAAAGUUGACUGUUAUGGAAAGAUGACGAAGGAUGUGUUACAAUCCCGUCCCAUUUUUCUCGAGUGUGACCUACCUAAUUAGACUUAUCACCGAGUUCAUACUUUCAUAAAGUGUUAUUUUCAUUUAAAAUCAUUUAUAAGCUGAAUAUUCAAACUUUUCAUUCAAAUGGACAAAUAUGCAUUGAUUCAAAGUUCAAAUUUUGAAUGGUAUAUUCAUAUAAUUAGUUUCUACGUUGUUUUAGUAUGACACUAGAUGAAAUUCUUUGUUUUAGUUUUGCAGUCUAAAAUAUUGUAGAGAAAUGUUAAAACAGUCUACUGAUUUCUAUUUCAGGCAUAUAUUUUGCUGUCUUUGUAUUAUAUUCUUUAUUAAAGAUAGGAAGGAAAGACAUAGCGAGAGAGAAUUUGAACAAUCGCAGUAUAUCAACAAAAACUUGAGGGAUAUUGUAAAUCAAAUUAGAAAAACCUCAAAAACAUCAGUGCAGCCAUUGAAUAAUCUUACUUCUUCUUAUAGGCUUCUAAAACAUCCGCUCCAAAAGAAAUGUAUAUCUCACAUAUGCGGAUCUGUUGAUAUAAUCUACCUUGUAAAAUCUUCCGUGUUGAAUUUUAGUCAGAGAAUCGCCAUUCGUGAGACAUGGGGCAACAACACAGGAAUGCGUACGUUGGCGAUAUUCAUCCUCGGAUACAGUGAACCUUUCCAAUCAUUAAUUGAUAUUGAAUCAAAACAUCACGAAGAUAUUCUACAGUUCGAUAUGCAAGAUAUAUAUGAUAAUCUCGUGUUUAAAACUGUUUUCUCAAUUGCUUGGUUAUGUGAUAUUAACAUCCAGGCAAAGUUUAUACAUUUCGUGGAUGAUGAUAGGAUGAUCAAUCCACAAAACCUUUUAAACUUGGCGAUUAAAAGCAUACCAUUGUUCGAAAUGAAAAUGGUAGGGUUUAAAGUUACUUCUGCAAAACCGUAUCGCAACAAUUCUUCCAAAUGGUAUAUAUCAGUAAACGAGUAUGAGUUUGAUGUCUGGCCUCCAUAUUUGAUUGGAGGAACAGCAGUAACAAAUAUGAUGGUAAUAAAAACACUAAGGGAAGCGAUACCUUAUUCCAAAGUUAUUAGAAUAGAAGAUGCUUAUAUUGGAAUACUAGCAAAUAUGCUAAAUAUAAACGUGGAACAUAAUGAAGGUUUUUUGCCAGUUUAUGUACCUGGCAGUGAAUUGAUUCAUAAGAUAUCAAGUCCGGAUUAUAAAAGUUACGAUAUCAUGAGUAGGGAAUGGAAAGCAAUAAACUCUCAUUUUGAAUAUUAGUAUAGAGAGUAAUAUGGUUUACAGUGAAAUUAUUGUGAAAUUUCCAGCUAUUGUUUUAAACUUUCUUUGUACCAACAUGCUAUUCAAAGAGACAAUAUCACACAGAUAAAGCCCCAAACAACAUCGUUUGUGUGUGUAAAACUCAUUACAUUAACUGCUUGAUAAACGAAUAGGUAUUGACAAUUCACUUAGAAACCCAACAUAUACCCUCAUGACACUUACCAUAGAGGAAAUCCUGGAUAAUCAUAGGUCUGUUCUAUGUUCCUUUGGAAUUUCAACCAAAGAUGAUGAACUGGAUCUUCCAUCACUGUAUUGGAUACCUAAACUGCAUAAGUGUCAUUACAAACAACGGUAUAUUGCUGGGUCUUCCAAGUGCUCCACGAAACCUCCGUUUAAAUUUUUAUAUAUUUUAUCAGCCAUCAAAGACGGGCUUCAAAGUUAUUGUGAAACUGCCUAUUCUAGAGGUGGCGUGAAUCAGAUCUGGAUACUUAUAUAAAAAAGAUCUUUUAGAGUACAUACAAUCUAACUCUCUUUCAUCUUGUAAUAGUAUUAAAACAUUUGACUUUUC
This is a messenger RNA of Mytilus trossulus (common blue mussel), 2527 nucleotides long. Its product is annotated as beta-1,3-galactosyltransferase brn-like. The coding region runs from base 970 to 1959 and encodes 329 amino acids. The transcript has a single exon. Gene Ontology annotation, cellular component: Golgi membrane. The record is from RefSeq and is a predicted model, not a curated record. Lineage: Eukaryota; Metazoa; Mollusca; Bivalvia; Mytilida; Mytilidae. Gene Ontology annotation, molecular function: UDP-glycosyltransferase activity; hexosyltransferase activity.